UGAAUGUUUCUGUCACGCUGAGCCAAAUGUUUACAAAACAUGUAGUAAAACCAAUACCCUAACUACCCAACGCAAUUCAAAUGAUUCGAGGCCUACUACUACUGCUGCCUCUGGGCUGGGAGUAUAGCGUUAAAGAUCAGCAAAACAAAACAAAAAUCCUGGGUAUGGCUAAAUAUACAGCUUUUAGAUAGCAUAAUAAAGAUAUUGAGUGAUCAGAUGUGUCUCGAACCUAACAGUACAUAUUGUCGGUUUUUCCCUUUAACGGAGUACUCAUGAUUGCCUUUGGCAUGGUACUAAAAGAUCUUCCAACAAAAUUUUUAUUACCAUCCACAGCUCUCGUUCAGUUUCCGUCUGCCAUAGUCCCGAUCAUACUUAUUUUCAGUGUCAAAAUUAACGUGUUGAUGGUGUAUUCCAUACUUGCUGUUGACUUUUGGCUUCCACAGCGGCAGAGAAGUUGCUGUCUGAACGGUUCCAAUAAACGUGCCCGAUACAACAAUAUGAUACAUAAUCUUGUUGUCCUUGUCUAUUUAUCUGCUGCAUCAAUCAGGGUAAAUUCGACCAUAGUUCGAUUGUUUCUCAUUAUAAUAAGUCGGUAGCGUAAUUUAAUAAAAACAAAAGACAAGUUGUUUGUAGACU
Mucor mucedo is the source of this 636-nucleotide messenger RNA. RefSeq lists its product as uncharacterized. The coding region runs from base 273 to 596 and encodes 107 amino acids. NCBI's taxonomy places the organism in Eukaryota, Fungi, Mucoromycota, Mucoromycetes, Mucorales, Mucoraceae. The record is from RefSeq and is a predicted model, not a curated record. The transcript has a single exon.